AUGUCAGAUGCAUGGAUUGCAAUAAUGAAAACCAAAGAUAUUGAUAUAACAUAUUCGAAUAAGCUCGAAGAACUUUUUGCAUCAUAUGAAAGUUUAACAAACAUCAGGCAUAAAAUGAGGCUACUUCCUAUAGGUAAAUGGGGUGAAAGAGUCGGUGAAAUUAUGUCGGAAGAUUUGAUACUACUCUCAAAAGCUUUAGGGCCUGUUCUAAUACCUGCUUGGGGUAUAGGGAUUGAUCAAUAUAAUGAAUUUAUCGAAGUUUUACCGGACGAAUUGACCGAGUACAAGACUUUUACAAAUAUUCAUGUUAUUUAUUCCCAAAAACUUAAUGUAAUAUAA
Molecule: messenger RNA, 339 nt
Organism: Entrophospora sp. SA101
Lineage: Eukaryota; Fungi; Glomeromycota; Glomeromycetes; Entrophosporales; Entrophosporaceae
Source: the annotation of a GenBank genome assembly